This is a messenger RNA of Spodoptera exigua (beet armyworm), 10108 nucleotides long. Lineage: Eukaryota; Metazoa; Arthropoda; Insecta; Lepidoptera; Noctuidae. The record is from the annotation of a GenBank genome assembly.
AGUAACUACGGCCAUCAAACUUUUCGGUGGCCAUAAAAUAGAGAAAAAUCAAAUCCAUAUGAUAGAUUUUCGCCUUUAGACAAAAAAAUUAACACAAAAUUUCAAAAAAUCAUAAUUUAUAUAUUUAUUCUGAUAGCAUAAUCUUCAAUAUUUAUAUGGUUAUUUAUUUCCAACAAAAAUCGAGUUUGUAGGGCUGGAUCAAAGUCGUGAUAAAUGUUGACAUUCAAUAUGGCGGUAUGUCGUCAGUGCUAUGCUGUGUCGUGCUUGUGAAUAUCGAGUUAAACACGUAUAGAUAGCAACAGAGUUAUACGAAUCUACCUUCAUCCAAGCUAAUGUACCACGAGCUCCGACUCAGCAAGCAUUGAAGACAUCUGAGGAUUUAGCAUAACAUAAUCAUAAGUAGUUUUUAUUUUGCAACAUUAGUGGUUUUGGUGUAUAAAUUGUGACUUUUACGUUAAAGACUUCAUAGUGUUCAAAUGAACACAAAAGACUAAAAGAAAAUGUGAUUUGAUGUAAAAAUUUGUAACCUCUACGGAAACUUAACACCACACAACAUUCUGUGAUAUAUAUCGGUACCGUAGGUACUGAAAUUUUCGACCUGUAUACAAGGAAGCUACAGAAGACCAAGAAUGUCCAAUCCUCAGUGGAAGAUGUUCCAACCGCCCGAAACACACUCAUCACCCUUGCAAGACAUUUUAGAUCUCCAGCAUUCUAAUAUGCAGCCCAAAGCAUCAUACCGUAAUGGUGAGUACCCAAGUUCACCAAGGGAUAAUUACAACGGUCAAUCAAAGACUGGUGGUGGAAACCGCUUCUCUCUUGGUUACAAUAUUGAUGGCUGUCCAAUGGGCGACUCAGUUUAUUCCUCUGGCUCUACUAACAAUUCCUCGUCUCAACAAUAUGACUCAAUGAAUCACCCACCUAUCAGAGAGACCGGCAUUAUUGAAAAACUUUUGCACUCCUAUGGAUUUAUUCAGUGCUGUGAGAGACAGGCUCGGCUGUUCUUUCACUUCAGCCAAUUUAGCGGUAAUACUGAACAUCUGAAGAUAGGAGACCCUGUUGAGUUUGAGAUGACAUAUGACCGUCGCACUGGAAAGCCAAUAGCUUCAACGGUGACUAAGAUCGCACCUGAAGUGGUGUUGAGCGAAGCCCGUGUUACCGGGACAGUGACUACAGAAGUAAAGGGAGAAGGUUCUGGGGACAAUACUGGAAGAAUUUCGUAUGAAAAUCGUGGUGAAUGCUUCUUCUUACCUUAUACUAAAGACGACGUUGAGGGUAAUGUCACUUUGCGCACUGGUGACGCUGUCAGUUUCCAAAUAGCAACAAAUCAGCGAGGAACGUUGGGAGCGUGUCAUGUCCGCUUUGAAAAUCCCGUGCAUCCUGUCAAAUAUCACGGAGUGGUUUGUUCCAUGAAGGAAAACUUCGGUUUCAUUGAACGUGCAGAUGUAGUGAAAGAGAUAUUCUUCCAUUAUUCGGAAGCUAAGACUAAAGAGGAGCUGGUUUUGGGAGAUGAUGUAGAAUUCAUCAUUCAAACUAGAAACGGAAAGGAAGUGGCUUGUAAUAUAACAAAAUUGCCAAGCGGUUCCGUAGUGUUUGAGGAUGUAAGUCCGGAGAUAAUGCGUGGACAAGUGUUGAAGCCAUUGGAGCGCGGGUCCUUGGUGCGCGUGGCUCAAAACGAUCCCCUGCCUGGCCGCAUCAGAUACCGAGCAGCUGACCACUCUGAAGUAGAGGUACCUUUUGGAGACAAAGACCAAUGUGGCGAGUUCACUCUUCGCCAUGGGGAUUGGGUACAGUUUCAAGUCGCUACAGAUCGCAGGGAUCAGUUAAAACGUGCCACAAACAUCUCAUUGUUAGAUGAAUCAUUCAAUGUUUCUGGUGAACGGAGGGAGCAAGGAGUAGUAUGCUCUUUGAGAGAUGGUUUUGGAUUUAUUCGUUGUGUUGAGAGGGAACAAACUAUGUUCUUCCACUUCGCUGAAGUACUUCGUCUUGGUCAAGAACUCAGUGUAGGUGAUGAGGUGGAGUUUACAGUAGACCCAUUGAGUACAUUCUCAAAUAUGAACAAUCGCCAAUCUGGCAUCCGCAUCAAGCACCUGCCGCCUGGAACUGUAAAGUUCGAAACUCUGAUUGAGCAUGGCGCCCGCGGCGUUGUCACCAAGGAGGCUCAGCAAUAUCCGUCUUCCACUUCCAGCAGUUCCAGCCCAUCUCGGCCCCCACCAUCGGAAUACAAUGGCUUGAUUAGUUGGCAAGUAAACCAACAGACAAAGAAAUCAAUUCCAUUCUCAGCGAAAAAAUGUGAAUCCAAGAUGCUGCCGCGUAACGGCGACGUUGUUACUUUUGACUUAUACCAGAUAAAGCGAACAAAAGAGUUGGUGGCCAAGUCGGUACAAGUACAGCAUAGUCUUACCAAUGGGAAUAACAACAAUGGCUCCGGCAAUCGGCCUCUUAUGCAAGGCUUUAUUGCUGCUCUCAAAGAUGGAUUCGGUUUCAUUGAAACUUCGGACCAUUCAAAAGAAGUAUUCUUUCAUUUUAGUAAUUUGGAAGGCAAUCCAGAUGGCCUGGAAUUAGGCUGUGAGGUUGAGUAUACUUUGGGACGAGUGAACGGGUCUGGCGGUGGGUGCGCGAGUGCUGAGUACGUGCGGGUGUUACCUCGCGGCUCUGUGCCCAUCGCGAAACCGCUUGACCCGACACUCAACGGAACGGUCACCAGGACUCUACGGGCUUUGAAUCCCGACCAAGCCCACUAUUCCGUAAAUCAUUUAUCUCCAGGACUGAUCCAAGUAGAAGGUGGCACCUCGUAUGAGUUCGGUAUAAUGGGAUUGGCGUGCAAGCGUGAAAUACUACAGGUCGGCGACCCAGUCACUUUCCAGGCCGACGUAGAGGGGCGAGCUACAAACAUUGUGCCAAUUAGGAAGAAGAGGCGUGCCACUGUUGACGCUAUUAAAGGAGGAUUUGGUUUCCUGUCUCUGGAGGCUGAAGACAAUCGUCGUCUAUUUUUCCACAUGUCAGAAGUCCGUGGUAAUCCUGCAGAGCUACAGCCCGGUGAUGUGGUCGAGUUUGUAAUGCUGACCAACCCUAGGAAUGGCAAGUCAUCCGCUUGCAACGUCGUAAGAAUUGGUGGCAAAGGUUUCGCGGGGGGCAAGACCAGAUGCGAACGUCCGGAGCGUCUGUUGGCGCGGCUUCGUACAGCCUCGCUCGAGGAUUCUAAUGGGCCACGGGUAGUCGUGUUACGCGCCCCUCGUGGUCCUGAUGGUACUCGUGGUUUCCGCCCACGUCGACCUAUCGCAGAACAACUAGCUGAGUAAGAUCAAGACAUCAGCACUAAGGCCUCAACCAUGUAGGUAAACAUCUUAAUGGUUUGAUUUUCCACUUCAAAUUUUUUCAUUGUAUUCAUGAGAGACUGACUUAUCCUCUUUUCUUUAGCAGCAUUUAGGAAAUUGUUUUGUUAUUUUUACUAAUUCUAGGUGAAAACAAUAAAUUAUUGUCAGCUGUCAUUAAUACAGAUCAAAUACGCGUAAAUAUGAUUGUAUAACAUCAAUAAGCAAGGUACAUAUCAAUUAAUCAAACCAAUUUGCGUUGCUUAUUUUCAGUUCAUUUAUGUAAGAGGUUCUUUUUCGCAUAGAGACGUUGUUCAAAAUUCCGUUUGCACCAUUCCUUGGCCAAUGUAAAUGUUAUGGUUUGCCAAGUUCAAUAUGUAUUUGUCUGCGUUGUCGCGACACAUGCCACAUGAAGUUGACGUGAGCACCGAACAGCUAGCCAUCUGAUUAUUAACUGUUCGCUGUAUUGGGAUUGGCAUUCAAAAACAAUGUAAAUAUUUUAUAGAAGCUAGGUAUAAUGUGUAUAAAAUGCUCAUAAUCAAAUGAACCCGGCUAGUGUGUGAAUCCAUUGUCAAUGAAGUAUCAUCAGGUAAUGGUUAUAACAUGAAUGUUGCAUACACUGUCUGUCAGCUGGAAAUAGAUUUUCGUCGAAGCUUAGUGUGUCUAAGUUAACUGUGUAAGUAAGGUGCGUGAUGAACUAAUGUAAUAAAUUGAUGGACAUUUGAUACACGUUGUUGCGGUUAUUGUUACGUUUAGUAGAUCUCUUUAUGCGAAACAUUCUGUGAUGAUGAAAAUUUGUUGUGCAAUAAAAAGAUAAGAUGUUGUCCUCACAGGACAGUGCUAGUCUCUUAGUAUUAUGCGAUCCCCGCUCGCCACGCGUGCACUUCAUAUGAUAUGUGUCGUACACUGUGCUAUUGUGAUGAUGGCUAACCUUAAUUAACGAACAAAAUAUUCAUUGUUAAUCGGAAAAGCAUUUAUGCAAUGAACUGGAAUGGAACCAAAGACUGACUUAAAAUAUUUAUAACAGUAAUACUUAUUGGUAUUAGAUUAUUUUGAUCGGCUAAUUGAUGUGGACCCAGGUGUUCAUUGUGGCCAUAGGUUUGUAACAAAUGAAUGUUUUCAGGAGAAAUGUAUUUGAUUUAAAUUUUUAGUUUAUUAAAUUAUGGAAUCAAAGAUAUCUCAGUCUGCAUUCUAUUUUAAUAUAUAAUGUAACAACUUAUUAGUGUAGGUAAGUCCAGAACAUCUACAAAGUCAUGUGAUGUAGCGAUCUAAUUUAAUGUCGUUAUGAUCUAACAUACAGCAAUAACGUUUUCUAAAUUAUGUAACUACCUCCUAUGUACAUAUAUUAUAUCAAACUAACAACGACGAUCCUACUUAUUUGCUUGUAAAGCGGUUAGGGUACUACUACUUCGGAUGUAAAGUAAUAAUAACUAAAUUUAUUGUUAGCUGCUUCUCAAUUUAUCAGUAUCUGAAUAAAAUGAACUGGAAACUUUCCAGGAAUUGAGAAGAAACUGCCCAUUGUACCAGGAAGUGCGCUUCAACAAUUUAUAAGCUACAAUUACAUAAUAUUAUUGUGUUAUUUGUAGUGACUCCAAGAAAUAAAGCAAUCUUAUGUAUUACAAAAAUAAUGAUGCAUUAUAUAUUGAGUACGUUUGCGGCUUGUCGAUGGCGAACCUAUUUUGUACAUAAUACUCAUUGUGAGAAAUCCAAUUAAAAGAAAUAAUUUUGUGUUUGGAAUUACUUAAGGAAACGCGGGUAAAACUGUGAUUGAUGAUAGGGAUCUCAUUGGAUGGAUAUAAUUAUAUAUGUGUAUUAUUUAUGUUGCUUUAUAUCAAAACUUGUAAUCAAUAAAUACUGCCUCAAGCAAUUGUUUAGGUUUUUUAAUUUUACAUUGAAGACAUAGUCAUCAAGCUUAAAGUCUUAGUAGACACCCCGUAAUUAACAAACCAUGUAUCGAUGGCAAUACUAUGGCAGUUAUUAAUGGCAAUACUAUAAGAAGAAGCUUAUCUAAAGUGUAAAGAGAUAUUGCUUUUACUGGUUUAAUUAAUUUGGCCCACUGCAUCAAAGUAAAAUUUUUAGUAUUAAAAGUAACAUUACGUUUGUUGACGCAGGUUUAUUUUUCUGAGUAUUAUUUAAUGAAUUAUAUUACUUUUCUUAUUGUCUAUAUUACUUUUGAUUUUGAAAUAGUUUUAGUUUUUGAUUUUGUGUUAAAUGUAUCCAUUGCCAUCCCUAUCAUUGUAACGGCGAUCUAUCUGUAGAUUCACAUACGGAACUUGCAACGACGAUGUGUAAAAGUGAGUUGUAUUUUAUAUUAUAUAAAAUAAAAUCGUUUUUGGGAUCGCACUUUGAAUAUAUAGAAUACAAUACAGCUUAUUGGAUUUGCGUUGUGUGUUGGAAGUUGAGUAAUGUGCUUCGUUUCUUUCCUUCAUUCUUAAAAGUGUUUAGGUACUCACUGUCUCCAUUGUCGCGCAAUAGUUUGGAUAACAAGCUAUUGCAAUCUCGCCUGACUAAACGCACACAACAAAAACUAUAGUACAUGCAUAGUUUUACCUCGUGAUUAUUGUUAGAUAUAAUGGUAAACACCACGUCUCCCUUAAGGACUUAUGACCCUGUGAUAGCUAUAACAAACAAGGAUAUAUAUUGAUUAUAAAAAAAUUAAGAUGCCUUAAAUAAUUGAAAUGUUUGAGCCUCAUCACCAUCUUUUGUUGAAUUGUAUUAAUUUUGUUGUGAAUUUUAUAAACAUUGUUCCAAUUUGGAAAUCGCAAUAAAUUUAUCACAAAGAGAAAAUACUUGCAUCCGUUAUACUUAAAUAAUACAUAUAGGUACGCUAGUGAUACGGAACUUGCGAACAGUGAAUAGUCAAGUUUGCUCGUGUACCUUUUUCUGUGUAGUUUGUAAUAUAAGGAAAUUAGAUUGAGACGCGAGACGAUAGCGAGACUUGCGAAUCCGUAAAGAAGAACAAAUGUUGCACAUAAUUGUGUAUUUACUAAUCAUUCGAUAAAGUCGACCCUCAUCUUCUGCUUGAGUAAAUGAUAGCUUGGUGAAACACAAUGCCGCGUGACAAAUCAGAUUUAGUGCCCAUUUCACUGUACUAUGGGUGUUUGUUCCUAAUAAAUGAUAAUUCAUGCGAAUAUGGUUUAAGCGUCGCCUCGCCUCGCCAAGAAUGGAUGACAUACCAGUUGAAAGGAUUCGAUAUUUUGUAUUUUGGUGCCUUUCCAUUCAGCAAUAACUACUAAAACAACAAUUUAUUCUUCCUUGAAUGUUUUAACAUUAUACGUACCUUUUAACUUCAUUCAUCUUUGGUGAUGCGUUUAGCCAAUAAUAACAUAUAAAUCACGCAGGGCAUGUGAAAUUUAUUAUAAGUAUCACUAGAUAGACCGCAUAACUUACUCAAAAUUACAAGAAGCAAUUUAUUUAUCAUCUUAUGAUAAAAAAAUACUUGAAUAAUUUCUACUGACAAAAUUAUGUAAUUUAUUAUUUAUGAUUGGCAUCGUUCUUAGAUUUGAUAUUGGCAGAUAUUAUAAUUUUGUUAAUGGGUAAUGAAGUCAGUUCGAAAAUAGGCUUAGAUGAUAUGAACUUUACUUUCAAAGUGAUGACUUGGCUGUGAGUUUGAAUGAAAUUUUGUUACGUGUAUAAAUUGAAGCUCUCAACGCGAUAACUUACGGUUGUUUGCGACUUAUACGGUCGACAUUUUGUACUCCGCUUCUACGGCCUUGCAGUAACUGUGCUUGCUUUGGACACAAGUCCAUUAAACAACGAUUGUAAUAUGCACCGUAAAUUUUUAGAUGUCUUACAACUACAUCUCAGUUUAUAUUUGCAAUGGAUAAAUGAAGUGGGUUGCCGUAGUAAGACGAGAAACACAGAGUAUAUCACAAGUUUUCGUCGGCAUUUCGGAGUAUUAUUUUAUAAUAUUUUUGUAUAGUAAGGAAGCAUCAGUCAUCGAUUUUUUAAGUCUUCCAAUAUGCUAAUCUAUUUCUUAUUAUGACUACCAAGUUUGUAUCUCUAAUAUAUAUUUUUUUACUGUGACUAUUUAUAUCCAUGUUUUUAUCUACCAUCAAAUCUAUGAACGACUAAAUAAUACCAAAUAUCAGCAUUUCUGAAAUCAUCUGUAAUAGAAACACUUUUGUGGACUGACAUUCGAUUAAGCAAUAAAAUAAUGUGUUCACAUGUAAAUGUACGGAGCGCAAAUCAGCUUUCGUGGACGUAGUGCACCCUAGUGUAUACAUGUUACGGUUUGAUGUUGUCUACAAGAUAGUUUACGGGGUGUAGGAACCUGCUUCUGUACGCCAUUCUUCUCUCAAGGGCCUGUUUCAACACUGCCGAAGAAUUUUUUCGUAGCCUGAUUGGCACCAUUCUUCAAAAAAUGUGACACAUUAGCUUAUCUGAAAUUUUACCAGAAAUGGUGAAUCAGGGCAGUAAGGUAACCCUUUUGUGCAAGUCAUUCUAAUAGAUACAACAUGUUUCUCCAGGUCUAUCAAAAGAUGUCUGUACACAAUAUACAUGACGUUCUGAUAGUGUUGAAUAGACUUUAUGGCUUACUCAAUUGAAAAAGUGCAAGUAAUUUGAUAUCCAGAGCGAGGUUAUGUAGCAAAGUGGGGGGGUAGCAAAUGAAUAGGAGUAUUUUAUUUUCGAAAUCAGCUGUUACUUAGUCCUGAAUUCUUAAUUCAAGAUGGUAGGAUCAAAUAAGCCUGUGAGUUUAGUUUAACUUCUUUUCCUCGUCGAAAAGAAACCAUUUAAUAAAUUUGGAGCCUGAAAAUUAUAAUAAAAAUAAGACGAAUUACCCAAGAACACAACGGAUCGACUCUCUUAAACAUAUAUCUGUCCCAGUGCGCUAAAAUCUUUUUUCCUGUUGUAGAUCUUGGGUAAUCUAUUGAAGUUUACUAGGUACACCUGGGGAGAGCCCAGGGGUCUUGGUAAAAAUAAAGUAGGCCUCACAGGAGCAGCUAUUGCACCCCGUUCGGCUAGCAUCAUAAUGUUCUCACUAUUUUUACGAUUGUACUAUCAGAAUUCUUGGAUGUUUAGUAUAAUCUUGGUAAUUACGGAUAUGAUAGACGUUAUAUUUAAUGACGAUGACAAUUUGACAUCUCGAAAGUUCGGCCGCGUGAUCACGUAGAUCAUACAUAGUUGUAUUUAAUAAAUAAGGCAUUGUAGACUAAUUGUUUAGGACUUGCAUCUUUUCUCGAGAGCAAUAAUUACUCAAGUAUGUUACAUCUAUUCGUUGCUAUUAAUACGGUAUCAUGAAUAAGUAAUCGGUAUGUAGCUAUAGUGUCUGUGCGGAACUUGUUUAUUGGAAAUAUGUACAUAGUUAGGACGGCGUCGGCAAUUCGUUGAUUGUGCGACUCCUCGGUGUCAAAUUGUCGCCCAGAACUAAUUACGAGUACUUUUAAGUGCUUACGCUUUUUUAAUAUGUAAUCCCAAAGAAAAUAGGAAUUUUGAACAAACGUUAUAUGCUUUACGCUUAAAACCACAGUCUUUAUUAUACUGUAUCAAAUAUAAUAAUAUGUAUGCCCAUGUAACCAAUAUAAUAGUCAUAGUGAAAAUGAUGUAAUAAAUAAUCGAAAUAUUUGAUGUUGUAGUGUAUGGAACUUAAGCCCCGGAUCAUUUCGGGUAUAGGUAUUAUUAUAAACUAGUCUUAAACAUUUGGUUUAGUCCCAUCUCAGCACCUUCCCGUCUUAGCACUUAUUAAUUUAUUUUUCAUGCCUGCGAAACGGCAUCUACCUACAAUCAUUGUUAGGUACCUACAUAUAAAAGUGGAGACAGUGUCAGUAUAGUCAGUAAACCAACUUUCACAGGCAUAUACUAUUUGUACAAAAUGUAGAUUUUUCAUAUGCCAUUUUUAGGAUUUAUUACUUUAACAGUAAUAAGCAGAGAACUAAGGCCCUUUUCAUUGAACGAUCAGAACGCCUGUGAAUGUUCUAGAAAUACCUUGAUUUUGACCACCUUAUUAUUCUAAAAAAAGUUAUUUUUGUAACAGAUAUUAAUUUUGACUAGUUGUCGUUUCUUUAUAUUUAAGUACCUAAGGGGAGGGCGCCGGGGGGAAUUUGUUUUCAUAGGCAUAAUAAAUAAAUUCUUGGACAUCGAGAUGGCAAAAUGCUGAGAUGGGACUAAACCAAACAUUUACGCCCGGGCGCCUGUCACGAGCAGAUGUAUUUUUAAGCUAAACGGCUAACAAAUAUGAGAUCUGAUAAGGAAAACUUCAUUUCUUCCUUAACCAUCGAAAGUUUCAGUGUAGCUACGAAUUUGGCGAACCAGUAAAAUGUAAUCAGUGCCUAAAAGAACCUCUGGGAGAUGAAAAACCAAACAAAAUGUGAAAUUAUUUAAGCAUUUCAGAAAUUACAAACUUUGAUUAAUCAUAAGAGUUUAUUUUUAUUUAAUUCUUCGAUUGUAUUCUGUAGACAACUAUCUAUGCCAAAUGUUUAUACAGCCCUGUACAUUUUUAAUAAUUGUGAUUAAAACAAUGUACACCACCUUAAUCGCGUUGUAAUACCUUAAUUUGUAUGUCCGUAUUCCACAACCACAAAAAAUCCUUCAGUAAACUAUUUAUUACCUGUUUGCUAAACAUAGGCAUCACAUCCCUAAUUUGCAAAAUAAUUACAAGAUUGGGCUAAAAAGUUAUUAAUUAACAGUAAGCAUCACUUAUUAGAUUUUUUUUAACAUACCGAAAUAUGAUUGUUAUAUUAUAUAUUCAAAUGCGUAGUUUCUAACUAGUCAAAUUCAAUAGUUUUCUGAAAUGUCGAAAACGACAAGUUUUAUGAUUUUUGUAUUAAAUAGCAAUAUGUAACGUCAUAUUUAUCUAA